Molecule: messenger RNA, 4658 nt
Organism: Mercenaria mercenaria
Lineage: Eukaryota; Metazoa; Mollusca; Bivalvia; Venerida; Veneridae
Exons: 3
Coding region: 864-4658 (1264 amino acids)
Source: RefSeq, a predicted model, not a curated record
UAAAUUUCUGACCUAAGUAAUAUUUAAGUAAAUAAUCAAUUUCUUAUACUUAUACUUAAGAUGCUUUAUGAAUACGGCCCCAGGUCUUUAUCAUCUUUUGUAAGUGAAUAUUUUAUUUUCAGGUUGGUGCUUUUAAAGGCAAACGUCGUAGAGGAUAUUUUCUGAAGACAGAAAAAUUCACUAAACGACGAUCUAAAACAUUUAGUCAGAUUCGAAGAAGUGAAUAUGUAGUUAAACUUAAAGAUUAUGUACUAGAGAGUCUAGAGAGACCUGUGCAAACAAGUACCCCACUGAAGUUUAAACGCUUUCGUGUUAUCUCUACAAGCAGUAGAAAGAAAUCAAAGCUCCACUCUCCAUUCUCCAAACGAGCCAGAUUUAUAUCCCCAGUGUUACAUGUAGCUGAUAAGCACACACUUCUUGAAUCAAUAGUGAAACCGUCCAGGAGAUCUUUGAAAUUUGAAGGUUCAGUUAAAAUCCAGAGCUCAAAGAAUUCUGACUUUGAAUAUUUUGAAGAUUCUAGUACAGUAUUGUAUUCAGAUGAAGCUGAUACCAGUACAGCAUCGUAUUCCGGGGAAACUUCUUUUCUCAGUAAUCAUGAAAAAGAAAAACUUAUCAAGGAGUACCUUGAAACACCAAACGAAAAUGAAACACUUGCCGAUGAAUCUUUCGAAAACAUCAAGGAGCAAAGUUCUGAGUUAAAAUUAUGCCAACUUGCAUUAAACGCUCUUGAUAAGAACAAUCUUAAAGAUGAGUUUUUAAAAUUUUUUGAACUGGUGUCAUGUGAUAAGUUUCCUGUAGACAAUGUGACAUUUCAACUAUUUUUGGACGUUGUAAAGUUGCUUAACUGCAGUGACACCAGGACGAUGAGAUAUAACACUACCACUCUCAACUUUUUUUGGCUUGGUAAACGCCUGUUUGGAAGCAGGUUCUUGCGAUUCAUGGGGGGACCAAAAUCUGAAACUCAGUUACUUCAAGGUAACAUACAUCUUGAACCAACCGAUGUUAAAAUAAAUUUUGCAGUGCCCAGUGCACAUAUACUGGACAACUAUAAUCCUCUAGGAUUUCAUCUUUCAUCUGAAAAUGGAGCUGGCUUGAACCACAAUAUGAUUGAUUUAGCAGCCAAAACAAACAAAGAUUCCAAGUCAUACGUUAUUAGUUUUGAUGGGAAAAAGGUGAAGCGUGGAGGUGAACGUGACUUGCUUGGUUUUGAAGAUAAUCCAUUGUCUGAGAGACGACAAGCAUAUGCUGAAGAUUUGGCAGCCGUUUCAUUAGCCAUGUCGAAGGUACAAAACAUCAUUGAAGUCACUGACAGCGGAAAAGAGUUAGAAGAAAGUACAAAGAUAGAUUUAAUUGAGUGUCUUCGUGCAUGCAUUUUGCUUUUCUCUAAAUACACUAUGACUUUACGUAAACUUAGAAAGAGAAAGGAAAACGCACUAGCAAAUUACAAAGAAAAGGUAGCAAAGGACCAAAGCUUAGCUAAAACCCUACAAUUUGCCAUGGACUCAUGCCGCACAUCUAUGUAUCAAGCAGAGAACACGCUCUCUACUUUGAUGGAUGUACAGUUGUCGAUUUGUCGAGCUGGAGCUUAUUUAAAUGGUUCUCUGGAAUUAUUUGCAAACAGAAAUGGUGCAGUCGAUUUAGAGUUACAGAAGAAUAUUAAACUACUAAAUGCCGGAUAUGAUGAAAACACUGCCACUAGCCAAAUCAAACAGCGUACACCAAAGUGGUACAAAGAUCGGGAAAAGGCGAUGGUUACUGGAAGUACUCUUCAUACAGCAGUAGGCUGCUCUGGAUUGAAGAAAAUCAAACAGCAUUUUGACCAUGUUGUCAGUGGUGUCGACAGGGAAGCACCUACCGAAAUUCAGAGAAAAGCAAUGGAAUAUGGAACAAGUGCAGAAGUACACCAAGUUGCUACAUUUUCUAGUAUCAUAGCACCUUUUCUUUUUCCAUCGCUCGCUUUCAACGAGGAAGGCUACUACAUCAAGAAUGGUGUCAUUGUGUCACCAGAUGGAAGCAUACGAGACGAAACUGGAAGAGUUGUACUAGCUUUUGAAGGUAAGGCCCCUUCUAUGAAAACAAAAUCGCCAGAUCCUAUUCAACACUACAAGGUCCCAGAAAGAUAUAUUAUCCAAACGUUAUUUGAACAAGAUGUGCUUGAAGCUGAGAAAGGGACGCUGUAUAUGUGUUGGACUAAAGAGAGUACAACGUUAUUCCGUGUUCCACCAAGCCCGGGUAUAGUCGAAUCUGUAAAUGAAAUAGUAAACGAUCUGUACAAGCCUCAAGUUUUAAAAAGACCUGUAAAUAGACCAAGUGGUGUGAAAGACUUAAAUGCUAGUAUUAAACAACAUGUAUUAGAAUGUGAAUUCCUAGGUGAAUAUCCAUCAAUUACUGCAGUUACGAGUGUAGCAAGUCAAUCCAGAGCAUGUAGUAUUGACACUGAAAGGGACAUUCGUUCGUUCCAUGAUUUGAUACUUGCCAUGCAUAAAGCGAAAAAAGCUAUGAAAGAAUGUUAUGACCUAGAAACCAUACCAGCAACACAAGUAUUGGUGUACCUACUAGCUGAUCUAGACCGGUUAUGGAAACCUGAAAUUCCACAUGCCAUACCUGUUAUGCAUUGCUAUAGAGGCUAUAGCUUAUCUAUGGAAAUAGCACGGAAUCUUGUAGAGAAAUGCGUGACGGCCUGUUCUGACAAAGGGUUACAUAUAGCAGCAGUCUCUUCAGAUGGAGAAUUCAUUCAAUUGAUGGUACAGGGAAACGAAGGACAACCCCUUACACUGAGACAACUGAGCAAGCAAGUAUGGGAUCGUGUUUGUAAAAUGAAGAAGAAUGACCUAAUAAAAUUGAUAAAAUCAGUCAACACAGAUUAUAAAAUUACCAAAAAUGUAAGUGGGAUUACCGUUGAAAGUACAGACAAUGUGUUCAACUUAAAGACGCCUACACGCGGAUGGAAAAAGAAGGAAAACAAAAUGGGACAGUUGCAAGAGACUGCCACUACACCGAGUUCCAGUCUCAGUUCAAAUGUGACGGUUGAGUCUCCAGAUACCGAAGACGUUGAAAUGCCAGUUAGUAAUGAGGAUCAAGACGACACGAUAGUGUAUGAUUUUGAAGCAUUGCUUACUGAAGACAAUCAUCCUAAGAUGAACAUAGGUCCAAAGGAAGCACAAGAUAUUUGCUACUUAUUGCGUGAUUUGAAACCGUUAAAAUGGGAGAAUACUUCACCGGAAAAGAUAACUGAAAUUUUGAGAUAUUCAAUUAAAACAUUCUUAAAAGACGAACUUUUGGCAAUUGCAAAGUACCUGAAUCUGAAGCUGAGAGGAUCAAAACAUGAAAUUUCUAUUAAGAAGGCUAAGAAAGUGGACCUUAUGAAAGAAAUAUCCGAUGUGCUGCAGGUUCAAGUAGAAAUUAGUAUCAAAACCACUACUGAGAGGAAACGGAAAAAUAAAACAAGGCAACCAAAGUCAUUGCGUGAUUUAUCGUCAGCUGUUUUGACGAAGUCUGGAUACCCGAAACAAGUUCUGAAUAUUGCAUAUGCUGAAUAUAUUUGGCCUGGCGAGGUUAAAAUGUUCAGGAACAAAGGUCGAGUUGCGAAUACAAUUUCCGUGAUUGAUCCAUAUACACUCGAUGAAUUCAAGUUUGAGCCUUACUACACUCCUCCAUACGAGAAGGACUUCAUGGUAUUUACAUACGAUAAAACUCACAUGGGGACUAAUUUAAGGAAGUGUCUAUGUCUAGAUAAAGUUCAAGGAAUAAGGAUAGACGCAUGGAAAACUGUGUCCAGAAUCCGACCAGAUGUGUUGCACCCUACCGUCAUUGAGGUUAAUGACGGCAAAAUAAUGGACCAAAUGAAAGAAUCACUUGCCAGAACGAUGGUUUCAGAAGCUGUGGAAGAUGAAAUGAGAAGCCUUGGCUACGAUCCAGAAGCAACGUUUUGCAAACUCAUACGUAAAGGUCUAUAUGAAGCGGAUGAUAUGCCAGGAGUUCCAGCCUACGACAGGUGUCUUAACAGAUUUCGUCUUAUAAGCUGGUUGCAAGAAGAAGUACAUUUCGGAAGGUUUCCACCUUAUGGGGGUCUCAUAAAAGGAAUGUCCCAUAUACUGUACGAAGGUCUAAGAACGAGUCUUGAGGCAAAAUUAUACCUAUACGCAAUUUCAAAUUCAGGCACGUACUGCGGCCGAGCGCCAAACACACUGUGCAGCGAGAGUUUCUUCGGCACCAUGCAGGAGAUGGAUCCUUGGGGUCAAGGUAUACUGUCAAUAAAAGGCGUUGAAAAACAUCUCAACGAUUUCACAACAAUAACAUCUAUGAAGAUGGACGAAACACGGAAUAUUUAUAUAAAGACGAAGAAAAGCACAGCAUAUCCUAACCCAUCCGUUAUUGAGGAUGUAGAGUCAGAUAUUUCAGACACUUCGCUGACGUGUGAGUGCAGAUGUAGGGGCUUUAUCAGUUGCAUAAUACCAAGGAACCACUUCUUCGAUACCCCAGCUCGUGCACGCUUACAGAAACGAGAGAAACCAUAUCAACCUGGCAAAACCGAUAAACUCCGGGGUGAACAACCAGUACGGACAAGAUAUGGAUACAAGAUUAACGAGGCAAAAUUGUUACCGUCAAAACGCUUGGCGGUACAUCUUCCUAGUGAUAAUGAUGAUGUUGUAGACUGA